AUUUAAGGGCUCUAGGAAGCGGUGUCUUGUCAUACUUCAUUCCUUUAAUCCCAACCACCAUACAUCAUUUAAAUCCCCUCCAAGUAUAUAUCGCAAAUUCUUUUUACACUAUCUUUUACUGAUACUACUAUGUCUCAUCACCUUCGAGAUUCCAUAAUCUUGAUCCGCCUAGUCAUCUUAUCCCUAGCCAUCAUAGGGCUGGCUGUCGCCGGCCUUAACUCAGCCAACGCGCGUUUUGCCAUCAUCUUGCGUAAUAGAGCUAGAUCCGGACUUACCGACUCUGCCAGCACCAUCUUAGACAAAACGUUUGCUUCACUUAUGCAAAACAUCCUUGUCAACACUGUGGUCAUGGCCGUUAUAUCUACCGCCUUUGCUAUCUUCGGAAUCGCAACUGCAACUUACAGGAGAUGGCUUCGAGACAAUAAUAGACAAUGGAUGUGCUUUUCAGGUACCCAGGUCCUCUUGGCAUUGGUCCUUAUUAUUAUAGGAGGAUACCUCGCCGACUAUGUCAAUGGCUUCCAAUCCUCCUUUGACAAGUUCGGACGUGGUGAAGACAUCCCAUAUUAUACCGUUAUGUAUUUUGGGGGUAUAGCCGAGGCAUCCUACGGUGCCCUAGUCAUUGCCUUGUUCCUACUUAUAUACUCUAUCACUACGGGGGAGAGGGAGAUGAGACGUGUGGAAAUACGCAGAGAGGGAGCAGAAGACUUGUGAUAAGUGUAUGAUUUCUAAGGUUAAUUACUUCUAGAAGAUCUGGAAACAAUUAGUAUACAAAGUUACGU
Molecule: messenger RNA, 779 nt
Organism: Xylaria bambusicola
Lineage: Eukaryota; Fungi; Ascomycota; Sordariomycetes; Xylariales; Xylariaceae
Exons: 1
Coding region: 130-711 (193 amino acids)
Source: RefSeq, a predicted model, not a curated record